AUGUCGCCCAAGACCGUCACGACACUUCUCCUCUCUUCCCUCAUCUACAGCACCUCCUACGCCUUCGUUCCCCUGGAUAUCCACCCACCCAUAGACAAUAACGCCUUGCAACCAGUGCCCGCCAACCUCGACACGGCUCGCUGGAUUCCUGUCGCAACGCUCGACCCUGUUGCCAACACCCCUUAUCCUGCAUCCGCGGCGGUCACACCUACUCCAACCCCUCUCGAGAACGAAUACCGAAUUCUUCCCCUCGGUCUAGAUGCCAACGCAGUGCCUGAACUGAAAGUCCGGCAGGUCACAGGCCAAGGUGCCGCCGCCGCUCCAACUUUCAGUCAAAUAAGUCCGAUCACAACCUACUACAUCGAGAAAGAAGUGGCACCGGGUGAUUUCACGCAAGUGCCCGUAGUUUAUACACAGACCUUUGUACCGAUUCCAGAUCAAUGGCCCAGUCCAGUUGCAGGAACAAUUGGAUUGGGAACCAUCUCGGGCACCGUCGGACAGGUAAGGACUAAGAGAAGCCUACCAACCCAGGCACCCUUGGCAGAGGACAAAUCCGUAAAAGACGGCAGUGCAAACGCCAAUGGUCUUGUGGAAGAGACGGAAUCAUGGACGGAGAAACUCAAGAGCGUGGGCAAAGAGUGGAUUGAGCUAUUGCCCAAGGGGAAGGUCGAGAAACCGACUGUGAGCGAAGAGGGACUUGCUAAUACGCUGGACGAAGAAAUUGACAUUCCCAUUACUAUCCACGUGGAUGCUGUACCUCUCGAAAAUGAGCAGAAGAAGGCACCAUCACCGACGUUUGCCAACGACGCGCGCCGCGUUGUCCAGGCAGGGACGCUUGCUCUUCUCGCCGUGGGCAUUGCUACGAUGUGCGUGAGCUAUCUAUGA
This is a messenger RNA of Fonsecaea nubica, 885 nucleotides long. RefSeq lists its product as hypothetical. The coding region runs from base 1 to 885 and encodes 294 amino acids. The record is from RefSeq and is a predicted model, not a curated record. NCBI's taxonomy places the organism in Eukaryota, Fungi, Ascomycota, Eurotiomycetes, Chaetothyriales, Herpotrichiellaceae. The transcript has a single exon. Gene Ontology annotation, biological process: fungal-type cell wall organization.